GGAUUCGAACCGGGCGGCGGGGAAGCGGCGGCAAUGGCGGCGCAGCUGCAGCUCGGCCGGGAGCACCAGGGCAUCACCCUGCGCGGCAGCGCGGAGCUCGUCGCCGAGUUCUUCUCCUAUGGGAUCAACAGCAUCCUGUACCAGCGGGGCAUCUACCCCCCCGAGACCUUCACCCGCGUGCAGAAGUACGGGCUCACCCUGCUGGUCACCACGGACCCCGAGCUGGCCAACUACCUCAACAACGUAACGGAGCAGAUGAAAGAGUGGCUGUACAAGUGCAUCGUGCAGCGCCUGGUGGUGGUCAUCUCCAGCAUCGAGAGCAGCGAGGUCCUGGAGCGGUGGCAGUUCGAUAUCGAGUGUGACAAAACUGCGAAGGACGACAAUGGGCCACGAGAGAAAUCUCAGAAGGCAAUUCAGGAUGAAAUUCGCUCUGUCAUCAGACAAAUAACUGCCACAGUAACCUUCUUGCCACUCUUGGAAUCUGCCUGUGCCUUUGACUUGCUGAUAUACACGGAUAAAGAUUUGGCAGUGCCAGAAAAGUGGGAGGAGUCAGGACCACAGUUCAUAGCCAAUUCAGAAGAGGUUCGGCUGCGUUCCUUCACUACCACAAUCCACAAAGUCAACACCACGGUGGCUUACAAGAAGGAUUCUGUUCCCUAAGAUGCAGGGGCAAGUUUUGUGUCUGUAAAUAUCCUGUCACCUUGUAUAGUUUUUGUUCAUCAUGCAGCUAAGCCAUGAACACAUCAUUACUGUCCUCUUGAUGAAGUCUGACACAAAGACAAAAUGCCUGUCUGUGAUAAUGUGACACUAGACUAAGCUGGCAUCAUUUUAAAAGAGAUUUUAAAGGGGUAUUAAUGGUCAUAGUUCAAUUCUUAUUUUACUUCAUGAGCUGAACUACUGGCGUGUUAAACACUGCCUCUGCUAGAAAAAUUGCCUAAAUCUAAGGUUAGCUCCUAGAAUUGUGUUCAGAUCCUGUAAUUUUGUAUUUUAAAAUUAUUUUAAAACUACAUUCUGUUAGCAGUCUUAAGUUCUCUGUAGAAACUAAAAAAAUCUCAUUCCUAGUGUGCCAAUUCUCACAUUAAAAGCCUGGGCUGUUUUACUACCAGAAAUAAGCCUAAAAUGAAUCAACCAAGCAAAUCUUGUACCUCUCUACAAUGGAAGCAGCUGUUUAUCAGAACUUUAAAUACAUGAAGCCUUGUAUUUUAAUGACCACUGGGCUAUAGUUCUGGGGACAGUUGUUCUAAGUCUGUGUGCGUCUGUACUGUCUGUCCAGCAUUUUCUAUGUUUGUAUUCUUGUUUUACAGAAUAAAGCUUCAAGUUUUA
This is a messenger RNA of Hirundo rustica (Barn swallow), 1323 nucleotides long. It is a transcript of the gene MAD2L1, whose product is annotated as mitotic arrest deficient 2 like 1. Gene Ontology annotation, cellular component: nucleoplasm; kinetochore; cytoplasm. NCBI's taxonomy places the organism in Eukaryota, Metazoa, Chordata, Aves, Passeriformes, Hirundinidae. The transcript has 5 exons. Gene Ontology annotation, biological process: mitotic spindle assembly checkpoint signaling. The coding region runs from base 34 to 660 and encodes 208 amino acids. The record is from RefSeq and is a predicted model, not a curated record.